CUCAUCUCGGGAUCGCGGUGUCGCGGGAUACUGCGGCGCUCCCGACCGAAAAGCUCGCGCAGGCUGUUCUGACAAAACUGAGCAAAUGUUAGUCAUCUCAAGCCGGACAAUCCGCAUGGCUUUGUCUGGUUGGUGAGAUGUCGUGGCAAGCCCCGGAACAGACGGAAGUUCGGGGCCAAACGUUGGUCAACGGGGCGGGAUGACGUCUGCUGGGCUACGCGUUUAAAUAACAGCCAGUAUUGAACUCAGCUGAGACUCCAGAUAAUCCCGUGCGUGAUAUCGUGUCUCCUUUGUUUUACGCCUCUCAUACCAAUAGACACCCUCGUCGAGAUGCAGAAAGUCAAAGCCAGACUGCCGUCAUGGGACACGACAAAGACCCAAAGCAAAAAGGGCUUUGAUAAAGUGUGGGGUUGGGCUGACAAGCUGGGUGCACCAAUCAAUCGACUUUCCAACCGUAUCGGCAGUGAGGCAUUCUGGCCUACGACUCUGGACAAGGAGAGCGACAAGGCCGCCAGAAUUUUGAGAUCCUUUUGCAAGGAUGGCUUCUAUACCGAGGAGGAAAAGCCGGCUGAUGGCGAACAGGCUGGUCCCAAGCAGAAGCAGCGUGUCUUGAAGAAAAUUCCCCAAAAGGUGAUACAGAAUGCUGUCGGUCUUGCUAUCUUUACUACCAUGCGAACCGGCCUCUGGGUAUCUGGGGCCGGCGGAUCCGGAGUCCUCGUAGCCCGAAACGAGGAGGAUGGCUCAUGGUCUCCUCCAUCUGGAAUCCUGCUUCACACAGCGGGUCUUGGUUUCCUCGUCGGAGUCGAUAUCUACGAUUGUGUUGUUGUUAUCAACAACCGCAAAGCCCUGGAUGCAUUUGCUAAGAUCAGAGCGACUCUCGGAGGAGAGAUCAGUGCUGUUGCCGGACCCGUCGGAGCAGGCGGAGUGCUCGAGAACGAUGGCAAAUGGAAGCAGGCGAACAGACCAGUCUUCACCUAUCUGAAGUCAAGAGGAUUUUAUGCUGGAGUUCAAGUUGAUGGUACGGUCAUCAUUGAGAGAACAGAUGAAAACGCUCGCUUUUAUGGACAGGAGGGCGUUAAAGUGGCAGACAUCCUAGCUGGUAAAACAAGUCGACCUCCCGAAAUCAAGAUGCUCAUGGAGACGCUAAAGGCAGCCGAGGGCCGAGAAGAUGUCGACCAGCAAUUGAUGGAAGAGUUGGAAGGACAACCCGCGCCAGGAGACGUCGAUGUCGAGGCUCCUGGUGAGGGAACAGUCUUCGGCAUUCCGGACCCAGAAGAUCCCGAUCCGUACGGUGUUCUCGCCCUCGAGAAAGAAGGCCUUGAGAUCCGUGAUGCCGCAACUCACUCAAGGCCAUCAAGUCAAGCCUUCGAGUACAACCCCAGCCCCAACAGCCCGACGUACAAAAAGUUCUACAGAAGGAGUCUAGAAACCGGAACGAGGAGCAAUCGAGACAGCUAUGCCUCAACGCCGAGCAGGACAUAUACGACAUCUGAGGCUAGUACGCAGACUGAACCUGUCCUGAUAACGCCCAUCACAAGUAUGACACCGGAGGAUAAGAGUUUGAGUCAUCCGGAGAAGCUUGAUGACGACAAGUCAAGCAUCUACGAAGAUGUUCGGCUGGAGGAUGACUUUCGGUCGCCGUAUGAUGGAUCAUCACAGUCGCCGUAUACUACCAUUGAUAGCUUCAUCACACCGCCUCCUGGGCCACCACCACCGCUGCCCGCUAGAAGUCCUGUUGCAUAAUGAGAGUGUUGGAUAGAGAGUAUUUAUAGCCGGGCGUAUGGGUAUUGGAGAAAGAAUGGAAUUAGACAUGCAACGUUAGUGAAUUUAGAAACUACAUCUCGUACCCUUCGAUGCCAACCAUCCGCGUUAAG
Messenger RNA from Fusarium odoratissimum NRRL 54006, 1874 nucleotides. RefSeq lists its product as uncharacterized. The coding region runs from base 331 to 1743 and encodes 470 amino acids. The record is from RefSeq and is a predicted model, not a curated record. The transcript is spliced from 2 exons. Gene Ontology annotation, molecular function: phosphatidylinositol binding. Lineage: Eukaryota; Fungi; Ascomycota; Sordariomycetes; Hypocreales; Nectriaceae.